This is a messenger RNA of Penicillium riverlandense, 1758 nucleotides long. RefSeq names its product major facilitator superfamily domain-containing protein. Bases 1 to 1758 code for a protein of 585 amino acids. The record is from RefSeq and is a predicted model, not a curated record. The transcript is spliced from 3 exons. Lineage: Eukaryota; Fungi; Ascomycota; Eurotiomycetes; Eurotiales; Aspergillaceae. Gene Ontology annotation, molecular function: transmembrane transporter activity. Gene Ontology annotation, biological process: transmembrane transport.
AUGUACAUGUUUGAUUCGUGUACGCUGUGUUUAGAUCUGCGAGGUGCAUUUGGAGAUGUAAUUAUCCUCCAGCCGACUCCUUCAAGAAAUCCAAAUGACCCUCUAGAAGUAGAACUGGAAGCUUUGGGAGAAAUAUUUGAAUUAUGGCCUUGUUCUACUAUAUUCUCUUCUUGUUUUCGCAGUGUAUGUCUUAUUCAUCCUACAUCUCUAUUCUCAUUGCACUGUUCUAACGAUGGUUUUUCGAUUGAAAGAAUCAACGCUGCCACCCCUACCUGGGCCCCAAUGCACAGGCAACUUGGUUUUAGCUAUGCAAUUUUACAAGACAGUUACGCCGCCGGCUCAGCAACACUCUGUGUUGGAGCGUUACUCUUCAUCCCUAUUGCGUUGAAAUUUGGUCGACGUGUCGUUUAUCUUAUUAGCCUUUUCCUGCAAUUCUUCGUUUCCAUUUGGUCUGCAAAGCUUGAGACAGUCGCGGACCUUGUCCUAGUCAACGCAUUCAACUGCUUGCUUGGCGCACUUGCAGAAGCCAUCGUUCAGAUGACAAUUGCGGAUGUCUUUUUUAUUCAUCAAAGGGGCAGGAUGAACUCGAUCUAUGUCUGGGUCAUGAUAGUCGGAUGUUCGCUUGCUCCUUUGGUGGCUGGCUUCAUUUCUAAUUCCCAGGGCUGGAGGUGGGUUUGGUGGUGGAUGGCAAUUCUCUUUGGGGCGUGCUUUAUUCUCUUUUUGUACUUCUACGAAGAGACUAAAUUCGUCGACUCGAUGACAGGGGUUGCUUUGACAAGAUCCUCAAUUGAGAUAAAGCCAACACCCACACCCGCUGACACGGACAAAGAGAAACAGAAAUGUGCUGAUGGUGUGGAUCUCGAAGAAGGGAUGAAAUCAGAAUCAAAAGACAAAGCGCCUGAGGCAAGGAUGGAUGAGACGAAAUAUCCCAAGUUCCCACAACAUAUGACAGAAAUCGACAUCGACCCGGACAUUCCGCGAAAACGCUAUCUUGAGCGUCUGAAACUAUGGGUGUCUUUUCCCGGAUCCGUUAAAUAUUAUGUGCGGCAUGCAUAUCAACCUCUCAUUGUGAUAGUACAAUUUCCAGCGGCCUUGUACGUGUCUGUGCUGUAUGGACUAAUCACUGCCGCAUGGCAAGCAAUGAUUACUGUCGUUUCAUCCGUUAUGGCAGAACCACCCUACAAUUUCAACGCAGCACAAAUCGGUCUCAUGUCACUAGCUCCUUUUAUUGGCAACACUAUUGGGACCUUGAUAUUUGGAAUAUUUAGUGACUGGCUAGCCCUCAAGCAAGCAAAAAAGAACAACGGAAUUUUCGAGCCAGAGAUGCGUCUGUGGACCGUCCUUGGGGCUACACCUUUGGCGCCUGCUGGUAUAUUGAUAUUUGGGUAUGCCCUUGGAAAUGGAGCGCCGUGGAUUGUCGUUGCAGUUGGUUAUGCAAUAUAUGGCUUUGGUAUGGCCCCGGUGAGCAGUGCGGCGCUGACAUAUCUCACUGAUGCUUAUACCAAUAUCGUUGCCGAUUCUCUCGUCGGUGUAACUUUUAUUCGGAACCUCCUAGCAACUAUCUUGAUCUUUGCUCUCACGCCCUGGAUUGAGGCUGUUGGGAUAUCAAGUGUUUUUCUGACACUCUCACUUUUAUCACUUGCAGUGCUCGUACCGGGUACUUUAUGUUUCCUUUACUUUGGCAAAAGGUUGCGAGUAAGAACUGCGUCUAGGUAUCGCCAUUAUUCAACCGUUCAAGUUGAGAACAGGAGCGCAUAA